UGAGUUGAAAUUUUUUAGAGAUUCGGAGGCGGAAUGGGCAUGGAGCGUCUUCUAAUUUGCUCGCGGCGAGGCAAAGGACGGGUCAUACCUGCUCAGCCCAACCCAAAUUCCACCACUAUUCACUGUCUUCAUCUCUUCAGUGUGGGGUCUCCAUUACCGUCGGCUUCACUUCUUCAGCUCUCUGAAUGGAACCUCACCCACCGCCACAUCGUCUUGCUCAAUGCUGCGGUGUCUGCGACGUGGCUCUUCUGCUCUGCAAUCACCACGCUUCAGGCUUUCAAGAGACCAAUUCAAUCACUUGAAAAGCUGAUGGAUGUUAUGAGGGAAGAGCUUCCUAACACAAUGGUUGUUGUUCGUUUAUCCGGGAUGGAGAUCAGUGACCUCACGAUGGAGCUCAGUGAUCUUGGGUUGCCGUUACCAUUUCACAGCUGCUAUUGCUUAAUCUCUCCUUGCAGUGCUUGUACCAAUUGUUGGUGUGGGUGCUUUUCUGUGGUGGGCAAGGCAGGAUAUGGUUCAAGACAGUGUAAGAUUACUUCUAUUUUUUCUCUUGCUCACUUCUUAAAGCUCAUAGUUUUCUUCAACUAUGGUAUUAAACAUCUAUUGUCGCCUAGUGAAAACACAACUCAAGUUGUUGAGUGCUUUAAUUUCCAUGGUCUCAAUUUGGUCAUUCCCUCUACGAGUUUGGCACCUACAAGUGACUAGUAAAACCUUUUUAAUUAUUUAAGUCAGCAUCAAUUAUUUUUUUAACAAUAUAUUAGGUCUUACAUGAUGUUUUGGCAUUUGUGGACAGUUAAUUUAUCAAUCUACAGAUCUUCUAGUGGAUGGUGUACCGAAACGCUCUAUGAUUUUCUUUUAUUUGGAGUUGACAAUUAAGUAAUGUUUGCGUGCUCUUGAUUUCAAAAAACUGUAUCACAAGUGCGAUAUAAACAGAUAGUCCGGAUUGGUGUUGGAUAGUUUCCAUGGAUGGGCAUGUAGAAAUCUAUUGUGUUAUAAUGAGUUCAUUCUUUCCCAUGUGAGAUGUAUCAGAUAAAUGCAUGAUAUGUGUAGGAUGUUUGAAAAAGGUUUGAGUACGCAAGUGAUACUCUUUCAUGUAACAAUUCACAAACGCUUCAUCCACAUCUUGUAAUCAAGUAAUUUCGGAGUAACAUCCUGAGGGUGAUUUUCAAUUGUGAAGGUUUAUUUAUUUCUUACUCUGAUGUCUUCUGCCUUUAAUGAACAACAACCAUUGUUCCCAUAAAGUGCCAUAUAGUGAGGACUUGAGAAAAUAGUUAU
This is a messenger RNA of Prunus mume (Japanese apricot), 1272 nucleotides long. RefSeq lists its product as uncharacterized. NCBI's taxonomy places the organism in Eukaryota, Viridiplantae, Streptophyta, Magnoliopsida, Rosales, Rosaceae. The record is from RefSeq and is a predicted model, not a curated record.